CAGUGGUCUUAUGUAACUUUAAAAGUACUCAUGGGUUUAAUGGCGCUAAGGGCGGUCGUUUCACCGCAAAUUGUAUAAUUCGCCGCGGACUAAAAACCGGAGAUUCGGAGCGGAACGACCACCUUGUUUAUCCCCGCCUCUACUUCUUACUCUUUAUUUGCUUUCUCUUGCCGGCGAACGCGCAUUAAAAGUUGUCGACGGAUCCGCGAAAGGGCGCGCGCACACACGGUGGAAGUGGCGAGCGUCAGCGGCGACGUUGUUGAGCUUUAGUUAGAAUUAUCGCAGAGAAUGUUUUCCUGCCGGGAGGAGGGCGGCACGCCAGCGACUUCAUCUGAUUUUUCGCACAGCAACAUUUGGGCAAGAACUGGGGCUGCUGCGAAAGCCAGAUCCAGCGGAUAUUGAUUUAUUUAUCUCAUCAUAUUAAUAGAUUUUAUUUUUUGUUUGUUUGUUUAUCCCCGCAACCCAGCUGAUCGGACUCAGAGGAGAUGACCUAACCGGUGGAGUGGAUGUUUUUCUCACUACAGAAUGAAGAAAUGGAUCAGGGUGGACCAAAGCACAACGGUAAUCAGAACAACAACCUGACAUUUGGGGAGAUAGCACCUGAAUUAGGCAGAGAUACGUCCGCUUUAUUGCUCCAGUCUACGAUGCAUCUGCCCGGUCCCGGGAAUCAGACCCAGAGUACGCUAGCCCCGAACGGACAGGGUGGAACAAAAGACCAGGGGAACUUCGGAGGCAUCUUUGAGUCACCUCACCUUCAUGCUCCAUGUGAGGGAUCCGAUAAGGAGGCUAAAAGGAUCAGAAUGCAGAAACAAGAACAGGAUAUAUUCAGCAUUGGGGACAAUUUGUCAUUGUUGAACCAGAAUAUUUCAGAUCUCAACCAGACGUCCACGUCUAUCAUCACCACUUCAGAAAGCUCUGUGCUGGGUAACCUCCCUCUGCCAGACCUGUUCCCCCAGCAAAUCAAACAGGAGAGGGUCUUUUCCAUGGAUAAGGACUUGGGAAAUUAUUGUGGACAAACAGGUGCUGGUUCUAGCAAUUUGGAUGGCAGCAGUCAGCUAAUUGACGAUUCAGAGAUUUGGCAAGACCUCGACCUGUCCAGCUCACUGCCAGAAAUCAGUGAUUUUGAGUUAGAUUCAGAGGUGGCACAUCUGGAUAACAUCCUGCAAGAAAACAGCCUCGGUGGRGGUUCCAUCAUUGGCUUGCCGAAGGAAACCAAACCCCUCCUGGGUAAUGGAGAAAACUGUACCAGUGUGAAUGGCAUGGAGCAGCAGCGUCGUCACCCAAUGCAACAGCAGCAACCUCCCCAACACCUGGUUCAGCACCAGCAGCAUGCGCUUCAGCCCCAACAGUCUCCAACCAUGAUAUCUGGUGUUGUCAUCAAGGAGGAGAAGGAUCCGGAUUUCAUCCACUUGAGCACUCCUGGUGUGGUCAAGCUGGAGAGACAAGACAGUGCUGGUUACUGCCAGUCGCAGUGUCUCCAGGGAGGCAUGGGUUCUCUCCAUGGAGGAGGAGCAGGCUCCAUGUCAUCCCCCAUGGGUGUUGGUGCUGGACCCUCGUACAGCUACGGAGCCAGUCAACCGUCCACAGUGAACCUGCCAGACCAGAAGCCUUUUGGCGCCUUCUCAACCCUGCCUGGGGUUGGCGAGAGCUGGCUAGGAGGGAAAAGAUACGGAGAGUCRUCUGGGAUACCGAGCGGCAGCGAUGGCCUCCAGUCGGCAGCAGCUUUGGCAAAUUUUCCUGUCAGCUUCUCCAGCACGUCAACCAGGACCGGAGAGCCCAGCAGYACUGUGGUGUCAGGCCAGUCCAAACCCGGUGGGCAGGGCCAAAAGGUCUGCUUGGUGUGCUCGGACGAGGCCUCAGGAUGCCACUACGGGGUGGUGACCUGCGGCAGCUGCAAGGUGUUCUUCAAGAGGGCUGUUGAAGGAUGGAGAGCACGACAAAACACAGAUGGUCAGCACAAUUACCUGUGUGCAGGAAGAAACGAUUGCAUCAUCGAUAAGAUCCGCAGGAAGAACUGUCCGGCAUGCCGCUUCAGGAAAUGUCUUCAAGCAGGAAUGAAUUUGGAUGCAAGGAAAAACAAGAAGCUACACAAAGUUAGACCUCAGCGGCCCCCCGGGCCACCAGAGCCYGUUAACUUGCCCAUUCCAGUCAUACCGAAGAACCUGCCCCAGCUGGUGCCCACCAUGCUGUCCGUUCUAAAGGCCAUCGAACCAGAGAUCAUCUACUCGGGCUACGACAGCACGCUGCCGGACACCUCGUCACGCCUCAUGAGCACCCUCAACAGGCUAGGGGGUCAGCAGGUCAUCUCGGCAGUCAAGUGGGCCAAGUCAUUGCCAGGUUUCCGUAGCCUCCACCUUGAUGACCAAAUGACAUUGCUGCAGUGCUCCUGGCUGUUCCUCAUGUCCUUCAGUCUUGGUUGGAGGUCCUACGAGCAGUGCAACGGCAAGAUGCUCUGCUUUGCCCCAGAUCUUGUCAUAAACAAAGAGCGCAUGAAUCUGCCUCUAAUGGAUGACCAGUGCAAGCAGAUGCUGAAGAUCUGCAACGAGUUCGUCAGACUGCAGGUCUCUUAUGAGGAGUAUCUGUGCAUGAAGGUGCUCCUACUGCUCAGCACAGUACCAAAAGAGGGCCUGAAGAGCCAGGCGAUUUUCGACGAGAUCAGGAUGACGUACAUCAAGGAGCUGGGAAAAGCCAUCGUGAAGAGAGAGGAGAACACGAGCCAGAACUGGCAGCGUUUCUACCAGCUAACUAAGCUACUGGACUCCAUGCAGGAGAUGGUCGAGGGUCUCCUGCAAAUCUGCUUCCACACCUUUGUGAAUAAAACCCUGAGUGUGGAAUUCCCAGAGAUGCUGGCGGAGAUCAUCACCAACCAGAUACCAAAAUUCAAAGAUGGGAGCGUCAAGCCUCUGCUUUUUCAUCAGAAAUGACUGCCUUAAACUGUGAAUCAAUGCCUUAAAUCCAACCCUAUACCUGGACCUCUGCAGACCCCCUCCAUAAACACUUCCUUAUUCCRCCAACCAUCAUCACUUUGGUCAUUUUUUUAACCCCCUUCUUUGGGAGUUCUGCCUCACCCCUCCAGCACUGGGCCAUUCAUCUCCAAGCAAAAUACUAUUGGUCUCAAACCAGUUCCAGUUCAUUGUGGGACACCAAACCACUGACCUGUAGCCCAUCCUCCCAGCUAACCGAGAAGAAUUUUGCCUCUGAAUGUUUCUUGGGAAAUCAACUUUUGUCACUCCCUCGACCAUGGCUCAGACCUUAGACAUAUUUAAAGAUUCUAAAGAUGUCCCCCCUUUUUUUUGCCUCCGGAGUUUCGUGCAAUGCAAACACUGUUUCCCCGAUGCAACGCGACUCUUACACUUUGCAGCUCCUGACGAUUAUCAGCUCAAGCCUUGUGUCCAUCCGCUCACCUGCACGGCUUCACCACGCAGCGAAUGUAAAAAAAAGAAAAUGAACGGAAAAAAAAGAUGGUUUGGCAUCCCGGGCUUUUCCACAAUGCUCUUUGUGAUGAAGAGGAGGAAGAAAAACACACAAAAAAAGUUGCAAGAAAGGAGGUUACUUUUCCUCUGGACUUGAGGACAGAAAAGAUGAAUUUACUCGUCCAGCUAAAGGAAUAUUKUUCAUGUAUGUACUGCAGAUCCACACGCAGACGUCCCACUCUCAUCAGACACACAUUUGUUCAGCCACAUGUUUACACAGGAUGUAUCUGAGGGAAAAUUAGUGCCUUUUAGUUUUUAAGCUCUUCAUAGCCAUCCUCUUCAAACUCUUUCUGCAUUUGAAUCCAAUGAUAUUAUCUCUGUCUUUUUUUUCCAUACUAGUGUUCUGUUUUGUUUUCAAACAGACCUUUAGGUGUUUUUAUUGUUCUCUCUCCGUUCUGAUUGACAGAUGUUCCCGGAGCAAAGUCACCCUGUGGUGUGAAUUAGAAAAUUUAAGAACUGUUUGAAAACUUCGCAUCAUUUUCAAGUUUCGAAAUGUUGAAUUUGGUAAAAAAAUAAUAAUAAUAAUUAAUUAAAUAAUAAAAAAAAUCUGACAAAUAUGGGGCGAAAUGAUCAUAUCUUUUACAGUGGAGUUUUGUUUCUCCUCAAUUUGGAGAAACAGGUUGAUUCUCACCUGAUGAGCUAACGGCAAGGCUAAAACUAAAUCAAAUGAAUAGCGGUUCACGCGAGACGUAUUUCUAAAAAAUUUACACCAUUGUUAGUUUGACUUUUCAAGGCUAUUUGCCAUUAUUGCCAUUGAUUUGUCGGAAUUACCAUGUGACAAAAAAUUUACAGUGAUGUAAAGCUUUGUAAAAAAAAACAUUUAGUCUCUAAUCCAAAAGACUGUUUAGGUUCUUUUAGGUUUCGUCUGUUCUCGAGACAAAUUGACCUAAUAAAAAAUAAAUAAAAACGAGGAGCUAUUCAAUUUUUUUUUAUCUUCUUAAGAUAGACUGUUGAGAUGCAUCAGGACAUAAAAAAAAUGUUCAUAUGGGAAUAUUUGAGAUGAUAGUUGUUAUAAAAUGACAGCAGUUUGGUUUUGGCUCCGCCUACCAAUCAGGUUUAAAUCAAACUUUUUCUCUUGACUUUUUUUUCCCAAAAGUUUUCUACAACUUGUAAGAUAUUUCUACAGAACCCCUCUGCAGAAGUUUCUAAGUUUUAUAAUUUGUAAUUGCUAAGCUAAGUCAACUCCUCCGAUUGAGUCGGGUUUUAAAACUGAAGUGGAUUUUGAAAAUUGCCUCCUAAGAGUUAAAUAUCCAGGGUGUCUACGUUCGACAACAGCCAUAAUCAUUGAAACAAACCUUACUUGUACCUGUUCUUUCACUGCCAGCUGCUUAUUGUUGAGMAAAUUGUUUCACAUAGUUAAAUGUAUGAAUGUAGUUUUCAGGAGCUCCACUCAAAAAGCCAGAUUUCCUGUUCCAUCCUCACCGCACCUCGAACAUAAACGUCCAUUUUUUUUUUGUAUGUGGGAACCCAGCAGGGGUAUCGGAGUCAUAUGUACCAUGUUUCUUAUCCUUUUAAUUGUCAAAAUAGAACCAGCUCCAUUUUACAGCGCACCUAACUUGAAGUAUUGUUGGAAAAACGCUGCAGUUUUGUCCACGUAAUUUGUGAUUUUAUAGCUCAGGCUAGAAGUGAUGACAUCACUUACCCCGUGUCCCACUGGUGCCAAAAAUCCUUAAAUAAAAAUCUAUUUUUCCUUCCUGGAGAUACGUAUAUGAAAGAGUUUUGGUUUGUAACUUUGGCUUCAGGGUGCUCAAUCAUUAGUGUCACACCAGCUUAAAACCACCUGAUUACAACUUAGUGUAUAAUUAAAUUUAUAUAUAAAUAUAUAUACAUUUUUAUCUGCUUUUUAUAUGAUGAUAGAUGAGAUGUAAUUUCUAAAAUUAUAUUUAAGAAAAUGAGAAAAAGAAAAAAGAGAUCUUGGUCAGCAUUUGCUACGUUUAUUUUGUGAAAAAGUGUUCAUACCAGCUCAUGUGACGGCCAAAGUCUAACAAAAAGCCAACCACCUCCUCCCUCAUUGUGUCCUCAGAGUUGGGCUCCUCCACCUAAACUGUCAACCUUUUACACGUUUUUCACCCGUUUACUCCGUCGAAAUUUCAGCAACCAGUUAACAAACAGGUAGCAGGUUUUCAUGGAGACCAGUAUCUUAUAGACCUUCAUACAAGCAGCUACUCACCUACGAGGCAUCCCGUUUAGUUUUUUAUUAAUUAGCCAGUUUUGCUCAACUUAAACGAGGGUCGUUCGAUGUACAGCUCCGACUUUUAGCUUUAGCCUCUUAAUUCAUCCUCGACGCCACUGACAUCAGAGAUUAUUCUGAGGAAGGGUUUGUUUGUUUGUUUGUUUGUUUGUUUGUUUUCGGAUGACUUGCAUACAGUAUUACAUUUGUUUUCAGGUGGUGGUGCUUCUGAAAACCAGCUUUAACGUGCAGAUGUGAACCACAUCCCCUGCUCAUUCUAUCAACACCUAUAGAUGUAUAUAGUGAUGCUGGCAUAUCCGGUGCAAUGUAAAAAAAAAAAAAAUGUUGUGUCUGUUAUAACAAAAUAUUUUUUACAUUUAUCUCAGUACUCACACAUUUUCUUCUACACGUUUCGACUAAAGGCCUUGCAAAAGGGAGACAGAGAGCCAUAGAUUUAAGAUUUCAAAUCAGGAAAAAAGACGAAUAUCAGUGUUUUUGGAGAUUGAUCUAUUGUAAAGAAAAGAUAUUUUCUGUGAUUUUAAAUACAUCAUUGAACCUCUUUAAUAUGACUAAUCAUUUUUGUACAUUAAAUGAGUCGAGAAUAUUUUUUUCCUGUUUGUUGGUUUGUGUUUGAUAAAGGUAGAUGUGUUAAAUACAUUAGGAAGUGUUAAACAUGUUUGUCUUGUGAAGUAAAUGUUAAUUCUACGAGUCUGUGGAAAUUCUACAUGAACGCUCUGUUUUUUUUUCUUCUUUUUUUACGAGAUAAGAAAAUUAGGGAGCAGGGUGAGUCAGUGUGACUGGAGGAGUUGUUUUUAAUAUUUACUUUUUUGCUUUUUUUUUUUUAAAUAUUUUGCGCUAUACAAAAGUGACCAAAGCAGAAGAGAGAGAGGGAGAAAAAAAAUGAUGUUACAUUUUGUGUAGCACCCACAGCUUACUUUUUAGCACUUCUGGUUUUAUUUCAAACGUCUUUUGUAAAGGUCUUGGCUUUGGAUCUCAUUAUUUUACCGUAGGGAUUUUACUGGUCACUUAGAAAGAAAAAAAAAGAACAUAACUAAAAAAAAUUUAAAAAAAUCUGAAUUUCUGUGUGAAAUUUUCCAGAGCCUGAUAAAAUUGCACUACCCUCACAUUGGUUGUCACAGUCUAUUUUGUAUAAAAAGAUAAAAAUAAAAACACAUGCAGUUAUCUUUAGACUAAGGGCGGAUCAUGAUUCACUGAUAUGCAUAGCUAAGGCUUUCACUGAAGUCUGUUUUGUUCAUAUUUCAGUUCUGUAGAUGUAAUCCAAUGUAAAAAGAUAUAUAUGAAAAAAAAAUCAAACGAAAACAAAACAGUGGUUUAUAUUUUCCCUUCUGUAUUCAGUGUCAAUAUUUCUCCCUAUUUGAUUAAAUGUUGAAUUAGGUUCUGUGUUGUUCUUUGACAUUGGGUUUUGCAUCGUGUCGGCUGAUGUUCCUGUCAUCGCUGGUUCAAGGCGGAAAUGUGGAAGAACAGAUUUCUCUUUAGUUCAAACAUCUUACACAAUAAAGUUUCCUGUUUUUCAACAUUCA
Austrofundulus limnaeus is the source of this 7184-nucleotide messenger RNA. Its product is annotated as glucocorticoid receptor. The coding region runs from base 507 to 2924 and encodes 805 amino acids. The record is from RefSeq and is a predicted model, not a curated record. Gene Ontology annotation, molecular function: steroid binding; sequence-specific DNA binding; nuclear glucocorticoid receptor activity. The transcript is spliced from 10 exons. Gene Ontology annotation, biological process: nuclear receptor-mediated glucocorticoid signaling pathway; regulation of DNA-templated transcription. NCBI's taxonomy places the organism in Eukaryota, Metazoa, Chordata, Actinopteri, Cyprinodontiformes, Rivulidae. Gene Ontology annotation, cellular component: nucleus.